This is a messenger RNA of Coccinella septempunctata (seven-spotted ladybird), 1574 nucleotides long. RefSeq lists its product as uncharacterized. The record is from RefSeq and is a predicted model, not a curated record. Lineage: Eukaryota; Metazoa; Arthropoda; Insecta; Coleoptera; Coccinellidae. The transcript is spliced from 2 exons. Bases 1 to 1212 code for a protein of 403 amino acids.
AUGGUAUAUGAUAAAUUUGAAAUUUUGUCCACUUUUGAAGAUCUACAGUCAGAUAUUAUUAAGAAAAACAUAGAUUUAAAUACAAAAAGGCACAACAAAAAACUGGUCAAAUUGUCACAGUCAACUAAAAAUGCCACACAAGUUCAAACGAAGAACACAAUAAAGAAUUUAUCAGAUACCAUUAUUCCAGAAGAAAUUCAACUCCUGCUUAGCCAAGACCCUAAGUUUGCAAUACGCCCCAAAGAUGCAAAUCAAAUUCCAACAGAUCAAAUAAUAGCCAACAUCGAAGCAAAUAUAACGAAAUUAAACCAAGAAAACCAAAAUGAAAUAAGAAUAAAACUAAAUAAUACUUUAAUUGAACACCACGACAAAGUUAAAAAUGAAAAACUGAAUUUUAAAGAAAGGAAGGAUAUAACAGCAUUCAAUAAAACAAAGAAAUUUCUACGAGAUAAUCCACAGAUUGUAGUAACGAGAGCGGACAAGGGCAAUUCAACAGUUGUAAUGAAUAAAUCUACCUACGAAACAAAGAUUAGAGAACUGCUAAGUGAUACAACAACAUACAAACGCAUAAAGAGAGACUUAACAAAUUCCUUACAAAAACACAAUAACGACAUAAUUAAAAAAUGGGAAAACUCAGAAUUUAUAUCACCAACCCUCGCUAGAUCUCUCACUGUACAUAAUAGUAUUUCACCGAAAAUAUAUGGCUUGCCAAAACUCCACAAGCCAAACAUUCCACUCAGACCUAUUAUUUCUUAUACGCAAACACCAUUUUAUAAGCUGUCCAAAUAUUUAGCAUCAGGUCUCUCAAAUGUUAUAAACAAAAAUCCCUUUUACACCAAGAACUCCUAUGAACUUAAACAAGAAUUAGAUACACUAUACGUUCCAGAUGAUCAAAAAUUAUUUUCUAUAGAUGCUGUGUCCCUAUAUACAAAUAUCCCCACACAACUGGUACCACAGAUACUGGAGGAAAAAUGGCACCUCAUAGAAAAAUAUACAGAUCUACCGAAAACUGAAUUCAUAGAGGCAGUGCAACUUACAUUGGGAACUUGCUAUUUUCAAUACGAAGACGAAUUUUACCAACAAAUAGAUGGUGUAGCUAUGGGUAGUCCGGUUGCUGGUGCAGUGGCUCAAUUAGUGCUAGAAUAUUUUGAAGAAAAAGUUUUGCUAAAUUCAUCAUAUAGAAUAACAAUUUUCAAGAGAACUGGACAAUAAAAUCAACUUUCUGGACAUGACCAUCAUUAGAGAAAAUAACAAAAUAGAAACUAAAAUGCUCCGAAAAACCAUUAACUCAGACCGGAUACUUGAUUAUAACUCAGUACAUAACAUCAAACAGAAAAAAGCAAUAGUAACCAAUUAUAUAGAUCGAGCAAUCAAAUUAACUUCACCACGUUAUAGACCGGAGUUACUAAAUCAGAUCUCCUCCCUACUUGCCACAAACAAUUACCCCCAAGAAAUGAUAAAGAAAACAAUAAAACAACGCACUCAUAAAUUUUACAACUCACUAAGUUACCAAAAUCCAAAAACCGAGCCAAUAGUUUACAUACCCCUACCAUACAUCCCAACACUGACUGAGA